UUCACAGAUGAGAAGCUGGGCUCCAGAAGCUCUGGCGCCCUUUGCACAAGACCACGCAGGUGCGGCGGGGGCGGUGCUGGCAAGCACACGGGAGUCUGGCGCCACGGCCAGCUUCCACUCCAAGUCCUGAACAAGGACUCUGAAGGCAGGAAGGAGGGACCGAAGCGUCCCCAUCCCCAAGGUCCCGCCCAGGUCUCCACCACACCAGCCUCAAAGGCAAACGCACCCAGUUUCCAGGCAAGCAAUCCUGGUUGGCACGGACUGCACAGACCUCUGGGGCAGGACACGUCAGGCUCUCCCAUGAGGUGGCAGAGGAGCCGGGACGGGACAUCCUCAUCCGCCUGCCCUUCAGCGGCCAACGCCCGACUGAUCUUCGGAAAGCCUCCCAGAGCCUUCGUUUUCAUGAUCCCGCUGACAGAGGUGAACACUGAGGCUCACAGAGCUGCCAAGGGGCCAAGGGAUGAGCGGGGGCCCUCCUUCCUAAUGGCAUCUCCCCCUGGUCUGGAACUGAAGACACUGCGUAAUGGCCCCCAGAUCCCAAGGAGACCUGCUCCUCUGGGCCCAGUGGCUCUGCCCCGGGAAGGUGUGGAGAACGUCUGCUUUUCCUCAGAGGAGCAUGAGACCCAUUUCCAGAACCCUGGGAACACCAGACUGGGCCGGUCCCCUAGCCCCCCAGGGGGCAUCCCCUCACAGCCCCGAUCCCAGCGGGACGAUCUAUCCCUGCGAUCAGAAGAGGGGCCCGGCCUAGAGCCCGUGAGCCGCCCGGUGGAUUAUGGCUUCGUCUCUGCUCUGGUUUUCCUGGUGAGCGGGAUCCUCCUGGUGGUGACAGCAUACGCCAUCCCCCGGGAGGCCCGUGUCAACCCUGACACCGUGACAGCGCGGGAGAUGGAACGCCUGGAGACGUACUAUGCCCGCCUGGGCUCCCACCUGGACAGGUGCAUCAUCGCGGGCCUGGGGCUGCUCACAGUGGGCGGCAUGCUUUUGUCAGUCCUGCUGAUGGUCUCCCUGUGCAAGGGUGAGCUGUACCGCCGGCCCACCUUCGUCCCCGGCAGGGGCUCCGGGAAGACCUACGGCUCCAUUAACCUGCGCAUGAGACAGCUCAAUGGGGAGGGCGGCCAGGCUCUGGUGGAGAACGAAGUCGUCCAGGUCUCGGAGAGCAGCCACACCUUUCAGGGGUCUUAAGGAAGAGUUCACCCUGUCUGGCUGCUUCAGCUGCAGGGUGACAAGCUCCCCCCCGGCCGCCGCCCCGAGUCUGGCAUUGCAGACUGAGCUCCAUGGAGGGCCCUGCGGAAGGAGCCUUGGGUGCUGGUGGGGGUGGGGGGAGUCCUGGGGUCAGGACCGGGCUGCACGUGCCAGAGUGGCCCCCUGAUCUGUUUGCAGCUUGAGGUUUUGCAUAAGGUCUGUUUGGAGGAUGGCUUCUGCUGCUAAAAAUACAAAAGUUUGGAAAUGCUGCCCUUGGA
Messenger RNA from Canis lupus familiaris (dog), 1460 nucleotides. RefSeq names its product transmembrane protein 74B. The record is from RefSeq and is a predicted model, not a curated record. Bases 301 to 1182 code for a protein of 293 amino acids. The transcript is spliced from 2 exons. Lineage: Eukaryota; Metazoa; Chordata; Mammalia; Carnivora; Canidae.